Messenger RNA from Alternaria rosae, 764 nucleotides. RefSeq lists its product as uncharacterized. The transcript is spliced from 2 exons. The coding region runs from base 171 to 668 and encodes 165 amino acids. Lineage: Eukaryota; Fungi; Ascomycota; Dothideomycetes; Pleosporales; Pleosporaceae. The record is from RefSeq and is a predicted model, not a curated record.
GGCCGGGGGUAUGACUGUUUGACUCCUCGUUGUUCUUCCUCUCUUCUACUUGUCUCUGGUCUUUUGGGUAAUUGUAUGAUUGAUUCAUAACGGCUGUCUGCUGGUCUGGUCCUCUUGAUCCUUAUCUCAUUACUACCCCUACAUCUAUCUACCCACCGAUCGAGCCCGUCAUGUCGUCGUCGUCCACCGCCAUCGCGAUACCGAAGCGUAAGGGCAAGGGCCCUGCGUCUUCUCACCACCACGACUCCUCCUCGUCUUCAUCCUCGUUCGCGGCGUCCACACCCUCAACCCCGAAUACCUACAACUACAACUUCACACCUUCCCCAAACCGCUUCUCCUACGGUAGCGCGGGUGGUAGCUAUGGCUCCACACCUUCUUCUUCGUCGUCUGGUAGUCCACAGAGCGGCGCGAGCAGUAUGCGGCGCCGGGAGAGCCUGAUGAGCGAGACGUUUUCGCGGCAGGAACAUACUGUUAUCAAUGUGGGAGAGGAGGAGGAGGGGCUUAGGCUGAUCACUUGUGUCAAGGCUAGUCAGGGGUUUGAUUGGAAUCAAGAGAUGUUCCUCCCUUCCUAUGUCGACUACCACUUCGACGAUCUCGAGCGACGACAGGAUCCCGUUCAGGAUAUCAUUAUCACGGAUGAGGAGGUUAGGAAUAUGUUCCCGUCAUAGAACAUCGAUGGGGCGGUGCGAAGUACCUGUGUAGAGAUGCGCGGGUAUGAUGCAGGCGGCGGUCCUUGGAUAAUGGAUGUGCAUAUGCUUUGGGAU